This is a messenger RNA of Paralichthys olivaceus (Japanese flounder), 1678 nucleotides long. NCBI's taxonomy places the organism in Eukaryota, Metazoa, Chordata, Actinopteri, Pleuronectiformes, Paralichthyidae. The record is from RefSeq and is a predicted model, not a curated record.
UCGUGUGUGCAGCGAGCCAUGGAGCGCGUCAUGGGAGGAGGAAUGCUGCCGCUGGUUCUAGCGAGUGUCGGGGUCUUGCUGUUGUACCGGAUAAUUUCCCGCCUCAGACCAGGAGCUGCUCUGCAGGAUGCUGUGGUGGUCAUCACAGGGGCCAGCUCUGGACUGGGGAAAGAGUGUGCGCAGGUUUUUCAUGCUGCAGGUGCACGGCUUGUUCUGUGUGGUCGAGAUGCAGCCCGUCUGCAGCAGGUCGUCCAGGAGCUCACUGCAAGUUCAACAGGCGCACAGCAGAAGACUCAUGUUCCCAGAACUGUCGUGUUUGACCUGGCUGACUCGGACACAGUGGACAGAGCUGCAGAGCAGAUCCUGAAAUGUUAUGGACAAGUGGAUGUCCUUAUCAAUAACGCCGGAAUCAGUUACCGCGGAAACAUCCUGGAUACCCAUCUUUCGGUUCAACGGGACGUCAUGGAGACAAAUUACUUCGGCCCCAUUGCUCUGACUCAGGCUCUCCUGCCCUCCAUGGUCCGCCGGCGUAGCGGCCACAUCGUGGUCAUCAGCAGCAUCCAGGGCAAGAUUGCCAUCCCAUACAGAUCAGCUUAUGCAGCCUCGAAACACGCCACCCAGGCCUUCUUCGACUGCUUACGGGCAGAGAUCGAGUGCUACGGGAUUCCAGUGACCGUGAUCAGCCCCGGUUACAUCCGAACCAACCUGUCCGUCAAUGCCGUCACUGGGGACGGCUCCAAGUACGGAGUUUUGGAUAAAACCACAGCUAUGGGUUGGGAUCCCAAAGACGUGGCUCUGGCAGUUCUGAAGGCCGUCCGUCACAGGAGCAGAGAUGUCGUUUUGGCAGAACCUCUGCCGACCUUGGCCAUCUACCUUCGCACGCUGUGGCCCGCGCUCUUCUUCAAACUCAUGGCCUCUCGUGCUCGCAAGGAGCAGAAACUGAAAGACCGAUGAAGGCUGAUGCAGCUGCGGAUUAAGUUUUUUGUCACAUGGACCAAAACUUAACACUGACUGCAGCACACGGAGGCCGAAUGAACAUGUGAUGUGAACAGAAGCUUUUCUUAAGUGACACAGUUUGAAGUGUUACUAGUAGAGAAUCAGAAACUUGACCAGACUGUGUUUAUUUAUUUCAGGAACUAACCUUGUUCUCGAGCUCAUCGCCGUUUUAACGUCAUCUGGUAAAUCCUUUACUGACAGAUCCCAGAGCUCUCCUGUGACAACACUGUGAUGCUGCUUUCUGAAUUGACUCUGUGUCAUGGACGUUACAUGACAAGGGAUUGUUUUGGUUUACUAGUUUUGAUGUAAGAUAACUUUUUUUUAAUGCAGAGAAACCACUCAGCUUACUCUGGAAAAGAGGACAAAACUUAACUUUGAUAACCAAGGCCCAACAUUCCCCUUGAAUUGAAUUUAAUUAAUUUACUUUGCACACAUACAUAGAUAUCACUCUCAAAUUGCCUGAUUAUUUUCAUCAAGAUUCACGAAUGAUUCUCUGGGAAAUUAUAAUGUCAAAAUUUGCUGAAGUUUCAAGGAAAUCGGUUGAGUAGAUUUUGUGUCAUUCGGCUGAAUGAAAACGUUACGACCUCGGUGGAGGGAUUGACCCAAAGGCCACAUGCUUCUCUGUAAAUCGUAACAUUUGAACUUUGAUCACAAAUUAAACACAAUGAAUACAAGAAACCAU